Molecule: messenger RNA, 4831 nt
Organism: Oryctolagus cuniculus (rabbit)
Lineage: Eukaryota; Metazoa; Chordata; Mammalia; Lagomorpha; Leporidae
Gene: A2M
Product: alpha-2-macroglobulin
Cellular component (GO): extracellular region
Molecular function (GO): endopeptidase inhibitor activity; protease binding
Source: RefSeq, a predicted model, not a curated record
GCUGGGAGCACUUUGGUCAGAUCAACUGUAGGGAGUGAGGGACAGUCUGGUCCGGUCUCUUCUGGCCCUUUCUCCCUGCAGCAUGGGGAAAAAUAACCUCCUUCACCCAAGUCUUGUUCUCCUCCUCCUGGUCCUCCUGCCUGCAGGUGCCUCCGCCUCUGGAAAACCAAACUACAUGGUGCUGGUCCCCUCCCUGAUCCACACUGGGACACCUGUGAAGGGCUGCCUACUUCUGAGCCAGCUGAAUGAGACAGUGACUGUAACUGCUUCUUUGGAGGCUCUCAGGGAAAACAGGAGCCUCUUCACUGACCUGGUGGUGGAGAAGGAUUUAUUCCACUGCAUCUCCUUCACUGUCCCUGUGUCUUCAUCCAUUGAGGAAGUAAUGUUCCUCACUGUCCAAGUAAAAGGAGCAACCCAAGAAUUCCGGAGACGGACCACAGUGUUGAUUAGACCCAAAAACAACCUGGUCUUUGUACAGACAGACAAACCCAUCUACAAACCAGGGCAGACAGUGAAAUUUCGUGUUGUAUCAUUGGAUGAAAAUUUUCGCCCACAGAAUGAGUUGAUUCCACUACUAUACAUUCAGGAUCCCAAACUUAAUCGCAUUGCACAAUGGCAGAAUAUCAAGUUAACCAGCGGCCUCAAGCAACUGUCCUUUGCUCUCUCAUCAGAGCCCUUUCUGGGCUCCUACAGGAUUGUGGUACAGAAGACAUCAGGCAUAAGGAGAGAUCACUCCUUCACUGUGGAGGAAUUUGUGCUUCCCAAGUUUGAAGUGAAAGUGACAAUGCCAAAGAUAAUCACUUUCCUGGAAGAAGAGGUGAAUGUUUCAGUGUGUGGCAUAUACACCUAUGGGAAGGCUGUCCCAGGACAUGUGACUAUGAAAAUCUGCAGGAAGUAUAGUAACCCCACCAACUGCUAUCAUGAAGAGUCCCAGGCAUUCUGUGAGAAAUUCAGUCACCAGCUAAACAGUGAUGGCUGCUUCUCUUGGCAAGUGAAAACCAAAGUCUUUCAGCUGAAGAGGCAAGAGUAUGAAAUGAAACUUCAAGUUGAGGCCAAUAUCCAGGAAGAUGGAACAGGAGUGAAAUUAACUGGAACAGGGUCCAGCAAAAUCACAACAACCAUAACUAAACUCUCAUUUGUGAAAGUGGAUGCUUAUUUCAGACCAGGGUUAUCCUUCUUUGGGCAGGUGCUCCUUGUAGAUGGGAAAGGCAUCCCUAUGCCGAAUAAAACCAUCUCCAUCAGAGCAAAUGAAGCUAACUAUAAUUCCGCUGCUACUACUGAUGAGCAAGGUCUGGUUCAAUUCUCCAUCAACACUACUAAUGUUAUGGGCACCUCCCUCACUGUUCGGGCCAAAUACAAGGAUCAGAGGCCCUGUCAUGACUACAGAUGGCUCUCAGAAGAUAAUCAAGAAGCACAUCACACUGCUCAACGUGUAUUCUCCCUAAGCAACAGCUUUGUCCACCUGGAGCCUCUGUCACAUGAACUUCCCUGUGGUCAAACUCAGAUGAUUCGAGCACAUUAUAUUUUGAAUGAACAGGUUGUACAGGAGCUAACAGAGCUCACCUUUUACUAUCUGAUAAUGGCAAAGGGAGGCAUUGUUCUAACUGGGACUCAUACGCUGCCUGUGGAGCAGGGUAACAUGAAAGGGCAUUUUUCUGUGUCAAUCCCUGUGGAGUUAAACAUAGCUCCCAUUGCACGACUGCUCAUCUAUACCAUUUUACCUGAUGGGGAAGUAGUUGGGGAUUCUGAAAAAUAUAAGGUUGAAAACUGUCUGGUCAACAAGGUGAAUCUGGGCUUCAGCCCAGCACAAGGUCUCCCGGCCUCACACGCCCAGCUGCGAGUCGAGGCUUCUCCUCAGUCCCUUUGCGCCCUCCGCGCUGUGGACCAAAGUGUGCUGCUCAUGAAGCCUGAGGCCGAGCUGUCCUCAUCCGCGGUUUAUAACCUGCUACCACUAAAAGACCUCACUGGCUUCCCUGACCGUUUGAAUGAGGAUGAAGACGACAGCGAUUGUAUCAGUUACCAUACUAUCUAUAGAAAUGGAAUCAUGUAUUCUCCGGUAUCAAACACAAAUGAAAAAGAUAUGUAUAGCUUUCUACAGGAUAUGGGCUUAAAGGUAUUAACCAACUCAAGGAUUCACAAACCUGAAGUAUGUUCAAAAACGGAGGUGUAUGAACCGGAUGUCUUCCGACAUUCAGAGCCAGUUGCAAUGAGCAGCAGACUGUUAGGCAAUGUAAAAGAAACGAGGGUUUCAGAGGCUCACAGAGAAACAGUCCGAAAGUACUUCCCUGAGACGUGGAUCUGGGACCUGGUGGUGGUGGACUCAUCAGGUGUGGCUGAAGUAGGAGUCACAGUUCCUGAUACCAUCACUGAGUGGAAAGCAAGCGCCCUCUGCCUGUCCAAUGACACCGGAAUUGGUCUGUCUCCCAUUGCUUCUCUCCAAGCCUUCCAGCCCUUCUUUGUGGAGCUUACAAUGCCCUACUCUGUGAUCCGUGGAGAAGCCUUCACACUCAAGGCUACUGUCUUAAACUAUCUUCCCAAAUGCAUCCAGGUCAGUGUGCAGCUGGAAGACUCUUCCCAAUUCCUAGCUGUCCCAGUGAAGGAGAAACAAGAGUAUCAUUGUAUCUGUGGGAAUGGGCGGCAAACUGUGUCCUGGAAAGUAACUCCAAAGUCAUUAGGAAGUGUGAAUUUCACUGUAAGCGCAGAGGCACUGGAGUCUCAAGAGCUAUGUGAGAAUGAGGUGGCUGUGGUUCCUGAACAUGGGAAGAAAGACACAAUCAUCAAGCCCCUAUUAGUUGAACCUGAAGGACUAGAGAAGGAAGAAACAUUCAACUCCCUGCUUUGUCCAUCAGGUGGUGAGUUAUCUUACCAAUUAUUCCUAGAGCUGCCACUAAAUGUGGUAAAUGAAUCUGCCCGAGCCUCUGUUUCAGUUUUGGGAGACAUAUUAGGCUCUGCCAUGCAAAACACACAGAAUCUCCUCCAGAUGCCCUAUGGUUGUGGAGAACAGAAUAUGGCUCUCUUUGCUCCUAACAUCUAUGUUCUGGAUUAUUUAAAUGAAACACAGCAGCUGACUCCAGAGAUUAAGUCCAAAGCCAUUCACUAUCUCAACACUGGUUACCAGAGACAGCUGAAUUACAAGCACCAUGAUGGUUCCUACAGCACCUUUGGGGAGAGAUACAGGGGUGAGGGCAAUACAUGGCUCACAGCCUUUGUUCUGAAGACUUUUGCACAGGCCCGAGCAUAUAUUUUCAUCGAUGAAGCGGACAUUACCCGAGCCCUCCUGUGGCUCUCCAAGAAGCAGAAGGAUAAUGGCUGCUUCAAGAAAUCUGGGUCACUGUUCAACAAUGCCAUGAAGGGAGGAGUAGAUGAUGAAGUGACUCUCUCCGCCUAUAUCGCCAUUGCUCUGCUGGAGAUUCGUCUCCCAGUCACGCAUCCUGUUGUUCGCAAUGCCUUGUUCUGCCUGGAGUCAGCCUGGAAGUCCAUAAAAGAAGGAGCCCAUGGCAGCCACGUCUACACCAAGGCACUGCUGGCCUAUGCUUUUGCCCUGGCAGAUAACCAGGGAAAGAGGAAAGAAGUACUCAAGUCACUUGAUGAGGAAGCUGUGAAGAAAGAUAACUCAGUCCAUUGGGAGCGACCUCAGAAACCAACGACACCAAAAACCAAGGCUCCCUCUGCCGAGGUGGAGAUGACGUCCUAUGUGCUCCUUGCUCACCUCUCAGCCCGGCCUGCCCCAACCUCGGAGGACCUGACUACUGCAACGCUCAUUGUACAGUGGAUCACAAAGCAGCAGAAUGCCCAAGGCGGCUUCUCCUCCACCCAGGACACGGUGGUUGCUCUCCAUGCUUUGUCCAAAUAUGGAGCAGCCACUUUUACUAGGACUGAGAAGGCUGCAGAGGUGACCGUCCAGUCUUCAGGGACAUUUUCCACAAAAUUCCAAGUGAACAACAACAACCGCCUAUUACUACAACAGGUCUCAUUGCCAAAGUUGCCUGGGGAAUACAGCGCAAGUGUGGCGGGAGAAGGAUGUGUCUACCUGCAGACAUCCUUGAAAUACAAUGUUCUCCCAGAAAAGGAAGAUUUCCCAUUUGCCUUAGGGGUGCAAACUCUGCCCCAAACUUGUGAUGGACCCAAGGCCCACAGCACCUUCCAGAUCUCAAUGAAUCUCAGUUAUACUGGGAGCCGUCCUAUCUCAAACAUGGUCAUCGCUGAUGUGAAGAUGGUAUCUGGCUUCAUUGCCCUGAAACCAACGGUGAAAAUGCUUGAAAGAUCUGACCAUGUGAACCGGACGGAAGUCAGCACCAACCAUGUCUUGAUUUACCUGGAUAAGGUAUCAAACCAAACACUGAGCUUGUCCUUCACAGUUGUGCAAGAUAUUCCAGUAAUCGAUCUGAAGCCAGCCAUAGUGAAAGUCUAUGAUUACUAUGAGACAGAUGAGUUUGCAAUUGCUGAGUACAAUGCUCCUUGCAGCAAAGAUGGAGGAAAUGCUUGAAGGCCAUAUCAAUGACAGUUGCUUGACUGGCGUCCCUGUUCUCAAGACAUGAGAAAAAAAAAAGACAUCAGAAAAAAAAAAAAAAACGAUUUUUGUAUCUCCAAAGGCUUAGGGUUGGGUUAAUUUUAUGAGUAUAAAAAUUAGAUGAAAAUUUAUCUCUGUAAAAAAUAAGAAUGGGAAAUGAGGAGGUAGGAGAAGGAAAGCAGGAGUAUGGGUGGGAGGGAGGGUUGGGGGGGAGAAUCAUCAUGUUCCUGAAUCUGCAUAUAUUAAAUGCAUGAAGUUGUAUUCUUUAAACAAAAUAAAAUAGUAAUAACAGACUUAACGAAUAAACCUUUUUCUGAUCAA